Molecule: messenger RNA, 2653 nt
Organism: Sesamum indicum (sesame)
Lineage: Eukaryota; Viridiplantae; Streptophyta; Magnoliopsida; Lamiales; Pedaliaceae
Gene: SYN2
Product: Rad21/Rec8-like family protein
Biological process (GO): replication-born double-strand break repair via sister chromatid exchange; sister chromatid cohesion
Cellular component (GO): cohesin complex
Molecular function (GO): chromatin binding; protein binding
Source: RefSeq, a predicted model, not a curated record
AAAAAAGAUUCUUCCAUUGCACACCUCUUCUGGCCUCGACCGUUUUAAUUGUAACGCACGCACACACACACACAGACACUUGCUUCUUUUCGCUUCAUUUUUUCAGUUGCAGCGGUGCCCAUUCUCUCAAUUUCGCUGAAAACAUCUAUGCACACAGAAAACUUUGGGGAGAAAAACACGCAUCGAAACAGAGGAAAAAAACAUGUUUUACUCUCAGUUGCUGCUCUCGAAGAAGGGGGCCUUGGGCAUUGUUUGGAUGGCUGCUCAUUGCCACAAAAGGCUGAAAAAAGACCAAGUCCAGCAGACCGACAUUUCUUCUUCCGUGGAUAAGAUUCUAAAUGAUGAAGUUCCUGUGGUCACACAUAGAAUCCUAGCCUUCCUUCUUCUGGGUGUUGUCAGGAUUUACUCGAAGAAAGUUGAGUAUCUGUAUAAUGAUUGUCAUGAAGUACUGAACACACUAUGUGGGUUUAAGACUGGAAAAAGUGCACGAGGAGGUGGUGGAGUUUCUUUGAGACGUUACCACUCUAUCACUUUGCCGAAGAGAUUUGAACUUGAUGCAUUUGAUCUGGAACUGUUGGAAGGUCAAGGUUUAGUGGGUGGAAAAGUGAGAUCGCAUAAAAAGGUCAUGCAUGCAGGUGGUCACCGAGAAGACGGUAGCACAUCUGACGUGCGAUACAAGGAGAAUAUGCCAACUGAAGCUCAAUCAACAGCUCAUACACCACCAAGAGAUGUGCUCUCACCUCACCAUAUGGAUCAGGACUUGUUCGUGAACCAGUUCAGUGAUAUGAACAUUACUUUAGGUGGCCAGGGAAUACUUCAUAGAACCAGUUUUUCUUUAGAGGAUCGUCUGGAUCCUAUGGUGUUGGAUGAGGCUGAAGAAGAAGAAAUGCACAAUAAGCCAUCUAACAACAACCUGUGGAGUAAUUUUCAAGGGCCAAGUAAUGAAUUGGUGCCAGAUUCUGUUGCAUGUCUGCCAAAUCAUAGAAGUCACCCGGUACCAAGUUUAGAGAUGCUUCGUGGAACCAGUUUUUCUCUAGAAGAUCGUCUGGAGCCUAUGGUGUUGGAUGAAGCUGAAAAAGACCAGAUGAAUGAUAGGCCGUCUGAUGACAGUAGAAGGACUAAUAUCCAGGGGCUAAUUCAAGAUGUGGAGUUUGAUUCUGUUGCAAAUCCAUCCCCUCGAGGAAGUGAUUCAGUAGCAAGUUUGGGGAUAACUCGUAAAAGUGGUUCCACCUUAGAGCAUACACCCAAUUUCAAGGCGUUGAGUGAGACUGAAAAGGGACAUGGCCAUGAUGAGCCAUCUGACGAAGAGCACGGAGUUGAAGAAGAGCACAUGGAGUACCCAAGGACUAGGUUGAAUUUUCAAGAGGAUGAACCCCAUAACUUGGGUGGAUCAGUUGAUAAAGAGCUGCCCGUGGGUGCGGAAAAGGUGAAAUUUCUGGAGGUGAUUACCCCAGAAAGUGGAAAAUGGCAGAGAACGGAAGACGUGCCUAUACCCAUUGUCACUCCAGACCCAAAGCUUCCAGCUGCGCACCUUGGUACCACAGAGGUCGCAAAUGUUCAGACUCCUGCCACUAAGGAGCGCAAAAAGAUUCUGAAGAAGCGGAGGACUUUGGUUGACUCGAACACAAUUGUGCCAAACAAGGUAUUCAAAAAGUGGCUUGAAGAUCCAAGUGACUUGAAACGUGAACGAAGGAAAGUUCCUCAUACUUGUUUACAUGCCUGGAGAACUGGCAAACUUAGCCAUUGCCCUCAGAGUUUCUUUGAGCCACUGAUUUCUGGUAUAUCAAUAGAUUUUGGUUGUCUUGAAUGCAAAAUGAGUUGUACGGCAGCAAUUAAACCUGUGGACUUAUCUGCUGGCCAAGAUGAUGUCAAAUCUCCUGUUACACACGGGGUUCAUGAACAAAUUCCAGACGUUAGAUCUCCUGUUACACAGAUGUCCCCAGAACAAACUGCAAUUGCUCCUGGAACACCUGUAACUCAUUUGAACUCAUUGAGGUCACAUGAGCCCAGUGCAGUUGCUGAUUCCGACAUCGUCGAACAGACUGCCUCAUUUGAAAGCGUAGAGAUGUUUCCAUCUUCAAGUGAAGGAGUAGAAUUGGAUGCUGUGUUCCGGGAGGAGUCAAAUUCACUCGACGGAGAUAGCGUGGAAAAAGAUGUGUAUACUUCAAGAACAAGAAUGACUGAGAACUACCUAAGUAGGAAGUUCCAGGAUAAAAAGAGACAGAACGAGGAAGAUGUAUUGAACUUGUCGCAGUUAUUGGAAGGAAAAACAAAGAAACAAAGCGCAAGGCUAUUCUAUGAAUUACUGGUUCUGAAAUCGCGGGGCUCGGUAGAUGUGCAGCAGGAGAGUGCCUAUGACGAUAUCCUUGUAAGGCAGACUUCCAAACUGAAGGACGCAUCUCAAUGGAAUGUAGAGAAGUAGUUUUAAAAGUGUAAAUCUUGCACUUACAUGAGGGGUAUAGAAAUGGUAUAGUUGAACCUUUGGUUAUAGCCGAUAGGGCAUAUUUAUACUUUUGUGUUUCAGGAAAUAGAAAUCUCUGGUCCUGUAAAUGUGUACCUAUUUAACACCUACUGUAAAGCUCUCUUUUGUAAUUGUUUUCGGAGUAGAUGCAAAUUAUGUACCCUUCGCACAAUUAACUUUAUCAAAGAAGUG